UUUAGUGGAUAGGAUUGAAAGGGAUAGAGAAGAUGAAAUGAAUAGAGGUUAUAUAUUUGGAAAUUUUUGAUGGAUUUAUAAUAUUUUGUGAACAAAUAGUGAGGUUUGCAGUAAGAUAGUAGGUUAAGGCGGAUAUGAAUUUCAAGCCUUGUUUAAAUCAAGAAUUUAAUGAUCCCUGUGAGGAUUCUUUUUCAAAUUCAUGUAAAAAGGAAGAAGUCAGGUACUAUGAAUUAAGUAAUGUUUCCAGAAACUCCACUGCGUUUUAUCAGAAGCAGAACUUCUCAUCCUCGCAGGCAAGCCAGCGAUAAGAAGUUCAAGCCUUACGACAGUGACGAUGAAAACAAGCUUCGCGAGAUGGACCGCAACUGCAGAGCCCAGCUCUUGUACAAUGUGCUCUACCACCUGCCUGAGCUGUCUGAUCAUCUCUGAGGCUACAUCAAAGUCAUUGUGUUAAGAGAAAACCUGACCAACCAGAACCCAGCUCUGCUGAAGUGAGACUUCUGGGGAAAUGAGUUCUACACCUUUGACUCAGACAUCGUGUGUAUCCUGCAACACUGCGGCCAGACCAUCUUGAAAGAAGACUUGUCUGAUUUCCCUGGUAUUACAGUCUACUUUAAAGUCAACAAGAGCAGGUCCAACUACGCCUCUCAUUUCAAGAACGGACUCAGAAGCAGAAAGACUCAGUCGUUCAAUGGCCACUAGCUGAAGUUCGAAUUGGCUGUUCCGCUUGAAAGUGUUGGGACUCAAGACGAACUCAGCAAACUGGCUGCACCAAUGUCAACUAAGAAACGAGGAAUUUGCAGGAAAAACAAACACCCCAGUAAAGCUUCUAGCGUCCACAAAGAUAUGAGCAUUGUGUUCAGUCUGAGUGGUGAACCAAUCAACAAGUUCGACCUCGGAGAGUUUGUGUUCAAAGGCAAUGCCAACAAGCCUAUUGCUGAAGCUCUCAAAACAGAAAUCCUGUACAUUGAGACACUGGACAAGAGGUUCAAAAUCAGUUGUAGGUGGAAAUAAAGUGCCUGCUGAUGACCAGACCGGAGAAACCGAAGCCAAGUUUUACAGAAUGGCCGAAGUCAAAGACCUCGACUACAUGCGCAAGAGUGGCAUUCCAUUACCAGCGCCAGAUGUCAAGUACAUAUUCAAAGACUUGAAGUGGGACAAACUGUUGUGGGGUGACACUUCUCUGAAGAUCAGAGACUCGCUUAAGGUUGAGAACAUUAAUGGUAUAAAUCCUACCAGACUGAAGGUGACGAUGAAGAGGAAGAUAGGUAGAUGCUAUAUAAAUACUAAAAAUAGCACAUAUGUCAUUUUCAACGCAUAG
Molecule: messenger RNA, 1321 nt
Organism: Moneuplotes crassus
Lineage: Eukaryota; Ciliophora; Spirotrichea; Euplotida; Euplotidae
Source: the annotation of a GenBank genome assembly